Messenger RNA from Plutella xylostella (diamondback moth), 1460 nucleotides. Its product is annotated as lanC-like protein 3. The record is from RefSeq and is a predicted model, not a curated record. Gene Ontology annotation, biological process: carbohydrate metabolic process; peptide modification. Gene Ontology annotation, cellular component: plasma membrane. Lineage: Eukaryota; Metazoa; Arthropoda; Insecta; Lepidoptera; Plutellidae.
UUCAAACAAACAAAAUAAAAACAAACGAAACGAUUCAAUUCGAAUUGAAAAGGAUUAUAAAUCAAAUAAGAUCAAAUUCUAGUUAAAAUUUUAGUCCAUGAGUAUAGCCAAAACAGUGUUAAAACUCUUUAGAAACUACUUUUCCCUCGGUCUUCGAUUCAAGAUGGUUCGCCACUUCGAAAACCCGUACGAAGACUACAAAGCCGGCGAAGUCAAUAUAGAAAGCUCGGGUAUUUGCCGGCAGAUCGACCAGCACGUGAAGACCAUACUGACGCGCCUGCCGCCGCUGCACCGGCACGUGGACGGCGGGCUCUACGUCGGCGUCGGCGGCGUCGCCUACAUGUUCUACCAUCUCGCUAAGAACCCUCUCUUAUCGGCGAACAAGAAGCACUACGUCGAAAAAGGCAUCGAGUACAUCAAGCCAGCUCUAGAGACCACGACCGGCGACAAAACCUCGUUCCUGUUAGGAGACGCCGGCACUUACGCGGUCGCAACUGUUCUGCUCAAGGAAAAGGGAGACCCUGAGUACAAAAACACCCUCAGUAAGUACCAGGCACUGUAUAGAACCUUUUUAAACCCUUCCAUGUUGAAGUGUGGGUCAGAUGAGUUCUUUGUUGGUAGAGCUGGCUACUUGGCUGCAGCUUUGUGGCUAACUCGAGAGUUGCAGGCACCUGUGUUCACUAAAGAAGAGCUUUAUGCUCUGUGUGAUGUGAUUGUGGAGUCUGGACGGAUGUACUCUGACCAACACAGCAGUCCGUCCCCUCUGAUGUACCACUACUACAACACAGAAUACCUCGGCGCAGCACAUGGAAUUGCAGCUAUAUUACAGAUGCUCCUGUCUGUACCAGGAUACCUUGAGUCCAACAGGGUAGCAGCUGUUGAUAUAAAGAAUACCGUCACCUAUCUAGCUAAGUUGCAGACUCCAGAGGGCAACUGGCCUUGUUGUAUGGAAGAAAUCAGUCAUGCAGAUCACAAGCUUGUGCACUGGUGUCACGGGGCUCCGGGAAUGGUAUAUCUCAUGGCAAAAGCAUUCCUUGUGAUGAAGGACCGCCUAUACCUGGACGCCUGCAUCAAGGCAGCCGACCUGGUGUGGGAGAAGGGCCUGCUUCGUAAAGGACCAGGUAUAUGCCAUGGAGUGGCCGGCAAUGGAUAUGUUUUCCUACUUCUGUACCGUUUAACUGGAGAUGUCAAGUACUUGUACAGAGCAAAAGUGUUUGGUGAAUUCAUGAGUUCAGAAUUGUUUCUGAAGGAAGCAAGAGUGCCGGACAAUCCUCAGACCCUGUACGAAGGCACUGCUGGAGCUGUCUGCUAUUUAUCUGAUCUUCUAGUACCUGAGAAGGCAGAAUUUCCCUUCCAAGAUGUGUUUUCUUAAAUUGUUGACUGUUACCACCUAGAUCUGACUGUACACUAGCAUAGACUCAUGUUUAUUUAUUACAAAGAUUUCCCAUUUACAAUAAUGA